Molecule: messenger RNA, 2299 nt
Organism: Merops nubicus (carmine bee-eater)
Lineage: Eukaryota; Metazoa; Chordata; Aves; Coraciiformes; Meropidae
Gene: TBC1D12
Product: TBC1 domain family, member 12
Exons: 13
Source: RefSeq, a predicted model, not a curated record
AAACUUUUUCACUAAAAGGACAAAGGAACUCAAACCUGCUGUCCAAAGCGCUCCUGGUUGGAAGUUGUUUGGGAAAGUCCCACCCAGAGAAAACCUUCCAAAAGAUUCCAAAAUUAUUCAGCAGGAUGACAGUUCUGGCAGUCUUGCGUCAAUAUCUACUCUCAGUCUAUUAAACACAGGGGAAUAUGAAGCACGGACAGGAAGAAUGUAUAAACCUCCACCCCCCUCAACAAGACGUAAAAACAUUGCAUUUGAACCACUUUCAACUACUGCUUUGAUUCUGGAGGAUCGACCAGCAAAUCUUCCUGCCAAAUCAGUGGAGGAGGCUUUACGUCACCGACAAGAAUAUGAUGAGAUGGUAGCAGAGGCAAAAAAACGAGAAAUUAAAGAAGCACAUAAAAGGAAAAAAAUAAUGAGAGAGCGUUUCAAGCAAGAGGAGAAUAUCGCUAGUGCUAUGGUGAUUUGGGUCAAUGAAAUACUACCUAACUGGGAAGGCAUGCGUGCUACCCGAAGAGUUCGAGAACUGUGGUGGCAGGGGUUACCCCCAAGUGUACGUGGGAAGGUUUGGAGUCUAGCUGUGGGAAAUGAAUUAAAUAUCACUCCUGAACUUUAUGAAAUCUUCUUGUCAAGAGCUAAGGAGCGAUGGAAAAGCUUCAGUGAGACCAGUUCUGAGAAUGACAUAGAAGAAACAGGUGCAUCUGUUGCUGACCGUGAGGCCAGUCUGGAACUGAUUAAGCUGGAUAUAUCACGCACAUUUCCAUCCCUGUAUAUUUUCCAGAAGGGUGGUCCUUAUCAUGAUCUACUGCAUAGUGUUUUAGGAGCAUAUACAUGUUACAGACCAGAUGUGGGAUAUGUACAAGGGAUGUCCUUCAUUGCUGCUGUGCUCAUUCUCAAUCUAGAAGAGGCAGAUGCUUUCAUUGCCUUUGCUAACCUUCUAAACAAGCCAUGCCAGCUGGCCUUUUUCCGUGUGGAUCACGGCAUGAUGCUGAAAUAUUUUGCAGCCUUUGAAGUAUUUUUUGAAGAAAAUCUUCCCAGACUGUUUCUUCAUUUCAAAUCGUACAGUCUUACUCCAGACAUAUAUUUGAUAGACUGGAUUUUUACACUCUACAGCAAGUCAUUACCACUUGAUCUGGCCUGUCGUGUCUGGGAUGUUUUCUGUAGAGAUGGAGAAGAGUUUUUGUUUAGGACAGGAUUAGGAAUCCUUCGGUUAUAUGAAGAUAUUCUCCUGCAGAUGGACUUCAUUCAUAUAGCACAGUUUCUAACAAAACUUCCAGAGGACAUUACAUCAGAAAAGCUUUUUAGUUGUAUUGCAGCUAUUCAGAUGCAGAAUAGUAACAAAAAAUGGGCACAGGUGUUUGCCUCACUAAUGAAGGACAACAAAGAAGGGGACAAGAACCAUAGCCCAGCACUGAAAAGCUAGUUGUCAUAAUGUUGAGGUCAACUGAAAAUGUGGAAAACCACUUUAAGGACAAAGGAGUUUUCACAUCACUUCUAUGUGGAAAAGCACUAUAGAAAAUGUGAAAAUGAGACAUAAAAAUGAUGCAGCUCUCAGUGGAGUAAUGAACUGAUGAAAUCUUCACCCUUUUGCCAGUAUUAGCUUUUGCUGUGGGAAGGUUUCUUUUCACAUUGAAUACUAAAACCUAUGAAACUGAGAAGUGGGCGAGUUCAUAUUUAAUACUUUAAAAGAAUCAGCUCAAUGCAAUAAACAUUUUUAGUAACUUCUGUUGGUACUUCAAAAAAAUUUUUGAGGCAUAACUUUUUUUACAAAUACCACAAUGGCACUUUUGGGAGGGGAUGAGGGAAAUGCUAAAUCUUAAGGCCCCAAAACUGCUAUCCAAACCAAAUGCUUUGGUACAAAUAUUACCUCCAAAAUUAACCAUUUGAAAGUAUUGAGGACCAAAUAAGGUAGCUGGUAUAUUUAUGUGUAAGAGGGUUAAAAUUUAGGAAGGGGUAUUGUCUUAUUUACUUUUUUUUUUUUUAAAGUUGCAGUAUCAUUCUUCAGUGUGGGCAAACGUAAUUAACUCAGGAACUGUCGAAGUGUUGUGCCCAAACCAGUUGGAGCAAAAAUCAUCUGAAUUUUAAACAGUGGUAAGAUCAGGGCUGUUAUUUUCAGAGUGUAUGGCUUUCAAAGCAAGUGGUGUUAAGCAUUUGUUUUGGUGUAUUGGUUGUGCAGCUUAUUAAAAAUGGAGUGGGUAUUUUGUGAAAGGGUUUUGCCACCAGAAGUUUUAUUUUGUUGAACCGUUUCCAGCUAAGAAAUACUUGUAUGUAACGGUGGACACUAGAAACUGACAAAGCUAUC